Messenger RNA from Penicillium salamii, 1557 nucleotides. NCBI's taxonomy places the organism in Eukaryota, Fungi, Ascomycota, Eurotiomycetes, Eurotiales, Aspergillaceae. The record is from the annotation of a GenBank genome assembly.
AUGGGUGAAUUCGACCUCGAAAAGACCGCCAGCGUCAAACCUGCCUCGAGCAAUGGUUCGCGGUCCGAGUCCGACUCGGACGCCGCUCGUCUCGCGGAGAUGGGCUACUCCCAGGACCUGAACCGGAAUUUCAACAUCCUGUCGCUGGUCGGCAUUGCUUUCUGCAUGUCAAAUUCCUGGUUCGGUAUCUCUGCUUCUAUGAUCACCGGUAUUAACUCUGGGGGUACGGUGCUGAUCAUCUAUGGUCUGUUGUGGAUCACGUUCAUCUCGCUGGGUGUCGGUGCCUCGCUCUCCGAGCUGGCCAGUUCCAUGCCCAAUGCCGGUGGCCAGUACUUCUGGGCCUUUGAAUUGGCUCCGCGUAAGUACGCUCACUUUGCCUCCUACCUCAGCGGCUGGUUUGGCUAUGCGGGUGCUAUCUUCGCGUGUUCCAGUGUCGUGCUGGGUCUUGGCCAGGCUGCUGUGGGCAUGUGGCAAUUGGGUCACCCUGACUUUGUUAUCGAGGCGUGGCAUGUUGUUCUUGCAUACCAGUUGAUCAACUUCUUCUGCUUUUUGUUCAACUGCGUUGGCAAGGUACUGCCUCUCGUGGCCAAGUGCACUCUGUACAUCUCCCUGAUUUCCUUCUUGGUCAUCCUGGUUACAGUUCCGGCCUGUGCCCGCCCUCAUGCCAGUGCGAGCUACGUGUUCGGUCACUUUGUCAACUCCACCGGCUGGGAGUCUGACGGCAUGGCGUUCAUUGUCGGGCUGAUCAACCCGAAUUGGAUUUUCGCUUGUUUGGACUCUGCGACCCAUCUGGCGGAAGAAGUCCCCCACCCGGAGAGAAACAUUCCCAUUGCCAUCAUGGCCACUGUCGCUAUUGGCUUUGUCACUUCAUGGACUUACUGUAUCUCUAUGUUCUUUGGCAUCAAGGACCUGGACGAGCUGAUCAACUCGUCCACCGGUGUUCCCAUCCUGCAGCUAUAUUAUCAAGCUCUCGACAACAAGGCCGGCGCAAUCGUCCUUGAAACUCUUCUCCUGGUGACUGGAAUGGGAUGUCAAAUCGCAUGCCACACCUGGCAAUCCCGUCUGGCGUGGGCGUUUUCCCGUGACCGCGGAAUGCCCGGCCACCAGUGGUUGUCGCGGGUGAACCCUACCCUGGAUGUACCCCUGUAUGCGCACUCGGUCAGCUGCUUCAUUGUCGGCCUUCUUGGUCUGCUGUACCUUGGUUCCACCACUGCAUUCAACAGCAUGAUGACUGCUUGUAUCUCUCUGUUGUAUGUCUCGUACUCGAUCCCAAUCUUGUGCCUGUGGUACCGCGGCCGCGACAACAUCCAUCAUGGUCCCUUUUGGCUCGGCAAGUUUGGUCUGGCUGCCAACAUCAUCACCAUCACCUGGACGAUCUUCUGUAUCGUCAUGUACUCUUUCCCCUCGACCAUGCCUGUUCACACCGGAAAUAUGAACUAUGUCUCGGCUGUUUACGGCGUGGUGGUCUUCAUCAUGCUUGUCGAUUGGUUUGCUCGUGGCAAGCACUCUUUCAAGCGCGAUGAAGCGACUGAGGAAAAGAUUGAAAUUUCCCAGUAA